Penicilliopsis zonata CBS 506.65 is the source of this 285-nucleotide messenger RNA. RefSeq lists its product as hypothetical. NCBI's taxonomy places the organism in Eukaryota, Fungi, Ascomycota, Eurotiomycetes, Eurotiales, Aspergillaceae. The record is from RefSeq and is a predicted model, not a curated record. The transcript has 2 exons. The coding region runs from base 1 to 285 and encodes 94 amino acids.
AUGUCUGCACUAGGCGAUAUCCUUGCGGUCGCCCAGACUCUGUUGCAGUUGAUCUUGGUUCUUCCACUCUUCUGGGCCUUUUAUAUCCACGCCAAAGGCUAUUUCCAUCGUUUCCUCCGAUCCGUCCAUCGCAAAAUCCGCGUUGCACUCCGAGAUCGCCAUCACAAUGCCCUGCGAGACCACAGAUUGAUCCUCCCUCUCCACCGUCACGAGCCGAACAACCCACCUAUAUUCAUCACCUUCGUUGGCUGGGUGCAGCGUAUCGAUGGUCCUGUUAUAUAUUGA